Molecule: messenger RNA, 3301 nt
Organism: Morus notabilis
Lineage: Eukaryota; Viridiplantae; Streptophyta; Magnoliopsida; Rosales; Moraceae
Product: auxin response factor 6
Exons: 14
Coding region: 194-2950 (918 amino acids)
Biological process (GO): regulation of DNA-templated transcription; response to hormone
Cellular component (GO): nucleus
Molecular function (GO): DNA binding; protein binding
Source: RefSeq, a predicted model, not a curated record
UCGUGACAUUUUCAUGGUGUACGGACCAGAAGUUGUUGAUGAGAAAAUGGGUCUUAUAUCUUUGAUGAAUAAGAAGAGGAGAGCGACAGAGAACUAGUAUUGGAAAUUCUUCUGUUUGAAGCUCUUGCUUCGGUGAAACUAUUUUUUUGCUGGUUUUUCUUUGUUCUUUUUUCUUGCUUUUCGUUGUGAAAGAAUGAGGCUCUCUUCUUCUUCUUCGUCGUCGGGGUUUAAUCAUCAGGCUCAGGAUGGGGAGAAGAAAUGUUUGAAUUCAGAGCUAUGGCACGCAUGUGCAGGUCCUCUGGUGUCUCUGCCUCCCGUGGGAAGUCGCGUAGUCUACUUCCCCCAGGGUCAUAGUGAGCAGGUUGCUGCUUCAACUAACAAGGAAGUGGAUGCCCAUAUACCCAAUUACCCCAACUUGCCCCCACAACUAAUUUGUCAGCUUCACAAUGUGACCAUGCAUGCAGACGUGGAGACAGAUGAAGUAUAUGCUCAAAUGACCCUACAACCACUGAGUCCGCAAGAGCAAAAGGAUGUGUACCUGCUACCUGCAGAAUUGGGUACUCCUAGCAAGCAACCAACCAAUUACUUCUGUAAGACAUUGACUGCAAGUGAUACUAGCACUCAUGGAGGGUUCUCUGUUCCCCGCCGUGCAGCUGAAAAAGUCUUUCCUCCUCUUGAUUACUCACAGCAGCCCCCAGCUCAAGAACUAAUUGCAAGGGAUCUUCAUGAUAAUGAAUGGAAAUUUAGACAUAUAUUUCGAGGUCAGCCCAAAAGGCAUCUUCUUACAACAGGUUGGAGUGUGUUUGUUAGUGCGAAGAGACUUGUUGCUGGUGACUCGGUUCUUUUUAUCUGGAAUGAAAAGAAUCAGCUGCUAUUGGGUAUCCGGCGAGCGAAUCGUCCUCAGACUGUCAUGCCCUCAUCAGUUUUGUCAAGUGACAGCAUGCACAUCGGUCUUCUUGCUGCCGCUGCUCAUGCAGCUGCCACAAAUAGCCGAUUUACUAUUUUCUAUAAUCCAAGGGCUAGUCCCUCGGAAUUUGUCAUACCUCUGGCAAAAUAUGUCAAAGCUGUCUAUCAUACACGGGUUUCUGUGGGCAUGCGAUUCAGGAUGCUAUUUGAGACUGAAGAGUCAAGUGUUCGUAGAUACAUGGGCACAAUCACUGGUAUUAGUGACUUAGAUCCUGUUCGCUGGCCAAACUCACACUGGCGCUCUGUCAAGGUUGGUUGGGAUGAAUCCACUGCAGGGGAGAGACAGCCAAGAGUCUCUUUAUGGGAGAUUGAGCCUCUAACAACAUUUCCAAUGUAUCCGUCUCCAUUUCCCCUUAGGCUCAAGCGGCCAUGGCCAUCAGGCCUACCCUCUUUCCACGCACUUAAAGACGGUGACAUGAGCAUUAACUCUCCACUAAUGUGGCUCCAAGGAGGGAUUGGAGAUCAGGGGCUUCAAUCAUUGAACUUUCAGGGGCUUGGGCUUGCACCCUGGAUGCAACCACGGCUUGAUGCUUCCAUGGCAGGUGUACAACCAGAUGUCUACCAAGCAAUGGCAGCUGCUGCACUUCAAGAGAUGAGGACAGUGGAUCCUUCAAAAUCAACACCACAAUCUCUUCUGCCAUUUCAACAAUCUCAAAAUGUUUCCAAUGGACCUGCAGCUUUGCUUCAGAGGCAACUGUUAUCGCAGUCGCAACCUCAAAGUAGUUUCCUUCAGAGCUUUCAAGAAAACCAGGCUCCAGCUCAGGCCCAGCUUAUGCAACAACAGUUGCAACGGUACCACCCAUAUAAUGAUCAUCGGCAGCAACAACAUCAACAACUACAGCAGCAGCAGCAGCAGCAACAGCCUCAGCAACAGCUUCAACCUUCACAGCAGUUGCAUCAGUUGUCUGUUCAGCAGCAGAUUCCAAAUGUCAUGUCUGCUCUACCUAAUUUUUCCUCUGGAACUCAAUCCCAAUCACCAUCUCUACAGGCCAUCCCUUCACAGUGCCAGCAGCCAACCUUUCCUGAUCCGGUUGGAAAUCCCAUAUCUUCAUCUGAUGUUUCCCAAAUCCAUAGCAUAUUAGGUUCGUUAUCCCAGAAUGGCGGAUCCCAGUUACUUAACUUGAGUGGUUCCAACUCUGUAAUUGCUUCUUCGUCCUUGUUAGCCAAACAAAUCGCAGUUGAACCACAAAUUCCUUCUGGGACUGCUCAGAGUGUACUGCCCCAGGUGGAACAGUUAGCACCACCACAGUCAAAUGUUUCUGAUCUCACUUCUUUGCCUCCAUUUCCUGGGAGGGAGUACUCUGCAUACCAAGGUGCUACUGAUCCACAAAGCAAUCUUUUGUUUGGGGUUAACAUUGAUUCUUCAUCUCUCAUGAUGCAGAAUGGGAUGUCCACCCUGAGAAAUAUGGGCAGUGAAAAUGAUUCACUUUCGAUGCCAUUUGGUUCGUCAAAUUAUUCAAGUGCCACGGGCACUGAUUUUCCCCUUAAUUCGGACAUGACUACCUCAAGUUGUGUUGAUGAAUCGGGUUUCUUGCAGUCUUCCGAAAAUGGGGACCAAGUUAAUCCACCAACAAGAACCUUUGUGAAGGUUCAUAAAUCGGGGUCCUUUGGGAGGUCACUGGAUAUUUCGAAGUUCAGCAGCUAUGAUGAACUGCGCAGUGAGCUCGCACGCAUGUUUGGCCUUGAAGGCCAACUGGAGGACCCUCAGAGAUCAGGCUGGCAGCUUGUAUUUGUCGACCGGGAGAAUGAUGUUCUUCUCCUUGGUGAUGACCCUUGGCAGGAGUUUGUAAACAAUGUGUGGUAUAUCAAGAUACUGUCUCCACUUGAGGUGCAGCAAAUGGGCAAAGAAGGCCUUAGUCCUGCUAGUUCUGUCCCAAGUCACAAGCUUUCCAACAGCAAUAACGCUUGUGAUGACUACAUCAGCCGACAGGACAUGAGAAACUCAAGCAAUGGGAUUCCCUCGAUGGGCGACCUCGACUACUAAAGGCAAAGUCUCCAAUACUUGGAUACUCGGAAAGCCGGUUGCUGUUAAGUGUUAUUAACUAUUCUAGUACCUUUUUUUAUGUACGGUUAAGAGCAUUCUUUUACCCUUUUGUGGCCAGUAAAGACGUAGUGCUUGGCAAAGUCUACUUUAAUUUGCAUGUCAGCUUAUUACUGUAUAUUAUAAUAGGAUACCUGGUUUCACAAACUACUAUUAUAGCCCUUAGAACAACAACACGUAUCCCUCAAGAGAAUGAUCUUGAUGGCAAUUUGUUUGCUAUCUUGUCAUGUAAUUUAUAAGAGGAAUAUUUUAAUAUUUUCGAUUUUAUUGAACUCUGAACUUUUAUGAUGUUAA